Messenger RNA from Ricinus communis (castor bean), 390 nucleotides. RefSeq lists its product as uncharacterized. NCBI's taxonomy places the organism in Eukaryota, Viridiplantae, Streptophyta, Magnoliopsida, Malpighiales, Euphorbiaceae. The transcript has a single exon. Bases 1 to 390 code for a protein of 129 amino acids. The record is from RefSeq and is a predicted model, not a curated record.
AUGCCAAUCUUAAAAGUUACAUUUUGCAUGGAUAAACUUGUGUUUCUUGGUUAUAUUAUUAGAGCUAAGGGGAUUGAAGUUGAUGAGGAAAAGGUGAAAGCGAUUAAGGAAUGGCCGACGCCUAAGGGACUUGGGGAUGUGAGGAGUUUCCAUGGUUUGGCUAGUUCUUAUAGGAGAUUUGUUAAGGACUUUAGUACACUACCCGCCUCUCUCAUUGAAGUUAUCAAGCAAAGUGUUGGGUUUAAGUGGGGUGAUGAGCAAGAAAAGGCUUUUCAUUUGAUUAAGGAUAAGUUGUCUUCUGCAACUGUUCUUGCUUUACCUAACUUUACAAAAACUUUUGAGAUUGAAUGUGAUGCUUCAAGAAUAGGUAUUGGAGUUGUUCUUAUGUAG